UCCUCCGGGAAUCCCCAUGAACGAACGCAACGUGGUCGUCCUCAAAAUAUUUUGGCUUCUUGGCUUUUUCUGCGGAGCUUUAACGGUGACUCAUCUCGAGUGAGCAGCGACAGCGAGGAUCCAAGCACGCCUGCGUCAUCACCUCACUGUGGGAAGGGAGGGAAAAGGAUGGAAGCCAGCAGCUUGGAAAACUUGCACCUGAGCCAGAGCCUGCCUCUGAGCCAGGACUCCUUUCAGGAGCUGUGGCAGUCAGUAAUCACUCCAUCUAUUUCCACCAUCCCAUCUGUGGGACAGAUGGACAUGCUGCUUGAUCCUGCAUUUGAUGGAAACUUCUUCGACAUGGCAAUGGAGACGCCCGCCUACACCUCCUCGUCCUCCACUGUCCCUGUGACCACCGACCACGCUGGAGAGUUUGGCUUCCAGCUUCGGUUCCAGAAAUCAGGAACCGCCAAGUCCGUGACUUCCACAUAUUCGGAGGUUUUAAAUAAACUCUACUGCCAGCUUGCAAAAACCAACCCGAUCGAGAUGCUGGUGAGCAGGGAGCCUCCUCAGGGGGCCGUCCUCCGGGCCACGGCCGUUUACAAGAAGACCGAGCACGUGGCCGACGUGGUGCGCAGAUGUCCCCACCACCAGAACGAAGACACGGUGGAGCAUCGCUGCCAUCUGAUCAGGGUGGAGGGCAAUCAGAGGGCUCAGUACUUCGAGGACGUGCACACCAAAAGGCACAGCGUGACCGUCCCGUACGAGCACCCGCAGCUGGGCUCGGAGAUGACCACCAUCCUGCUGACGUUCAUGUGCAACAGCUCCUGCAUGGGCGGCAUGAACCGCAGGCCCAUCCUCACCAUCCUGACCCUGGAGACUCCAGAGGGCCUGGUUUUGGGCCGGAGGUGCUUCGAGGUGCGCGUGUGCGCCUGCCCGGGGAGAGACCGCAAGACGGAGGAGGAGAAUCACGCCAAGAGCCAGAACGGCACCAAGCAGCUGAAGAAGCGAAAGAGCACCCCUGCUCCCGACACCACCUCCGCGAAGAAGACCAAGUCUGCCUCCAGCGCCGAGGACGAGGACCGGGAGACGUUCACGCUGGUGGUCCGCGGGCGCGAACGCUACGAGACGCUGAAGAAGAUCAACAGUGGACUGGAGCUGCUCGAUAAGGAAACUAAAACCAAGCCAAAGGUGGUGAAGCAAGAGGCUCCUCAGCCGUCCAGCGGGAAGCGCCACCUGCACAGAGGAGAGAGAAGCGACAGCGACUGAGAUCAAACGCUCGAGCUUUGUUUCAGGUUUUGUUUUUUGAUAUAUUGGAAUCAUCAUCCGGCCCGAUCAGUGCUACUGUGUAGUGUCGACUGACUGUUUUUUUUUUUCUUACUUUCCUUCCAACAAAUAAAGCUUGGAUUGAAUCAUGUAAAGUCAGGUUUUUGACACAGGAGCCUUUUCCUUCCUCUCUAGAUAGGGUAGAUUAUUGCAUGAAACCAUCUGUGUUCUGGCAGGGAUUUUCUUUCAGCUUCUCAUUUUUAAUUGUUGAAGUCGCUCUGUUCAGGUUAAUGAAAAAUCUAAGCGUUUUUCCUCAGAUCAGGGUCCGGUUCCUGUAUUGUAAAAAGGCCCUGGUCUCAUCACUGCCAUUAUCACUGCCGUUUAAACUGUGUAAAUGCAAACUUGAAUGGACGUUUGGCUCCAUCGUCCCGCCGUUCAGUCUGAUUCCACGUGCAGUGUGAGCUUUUCAUAAACUGUAACUCUAAACGCCAAUAAGCUUCAUCAAUAAAUGCACGAAGCACGACAUGGUAUUAAUUGAUCAGUUUCUGUUCACGGAGCCUUUGUAAGUGUAAAUACAUUUUUUUCCUUUAUUUUUUUUUCCCCCCCUACUUCCACGUAGAAGUAGGUUUUCAGCGGUGUGUUGGGUCGCAGUGAAGCUGUAAUCUGGUAGACGGGGGUUUUGUAGAGGGAGGGUUUGGCUGGAUCACCCUCGAGAGCAGCUCACAGAAACUCCGUCUGACCGCGAUGGCUGUUUGGGUGUUCGGGACCUUUUCUUAAAAAAGCAAAAGAAGACCAAAGUGUUAUAAGGUGCCAACAAGACUCGUUCGGAGUUUUAAAUCGAUAGAAUGACUCGAUGAGACGUAUCGGCUGUGACCUGGCUGCUGUUCUUUCACCCGCAGAGCAGAUUGUCAUUUUACCAGCGCUCGAAUGACCACUUUAUUUGUACACUGCCGCUAAAUGUAUUCGAAGGCAUUUCUUUGUUCUGUUUCCGUAUAUUUAGAGAUUAUUUUGACCGCUUAGUUUUGUACAAGAAUUUUGUCUAUUUUUUUUUUUUUUUUCCUUUUGACGUCGUAUUUCGUUCUCUUUUGAUACUAAUAUGCCAUUUUGUAACCGCGAACGAGCUUUCAAACAAAUAAAGGCCUCACGUUGA
Salarias fasciatus (jewelled blenny) is the source of this 2395-nucleotide messenger RNA. RefSeq names its product tumor protein p53 (gene tp53). Gene Ontology annotation, molecular function: DNA-binding transcription factor activity, RNA polymerase II-specific; protein binding; RNA polymerase II cis-regulatory region sequence-specific DNA binding. Bases 169 to 1248 code for a protein of 359 amino acids. Gene Ontology annotation, biological process: apoptotic process; regulation of transcription by RNA polymerase II; protein tetramerization. Lineage: Eukaryota; Metazoa; Chordata; Actinopteri; Blenniiformes; Blenniidae. The transcript has 11 exons. The record is from RefSeq and is a predicted model, not a curated record. Gene Ontology annotation, cellular component: nucleus.